Messenger RNA from Merops nubicus (carmine bee-eater), 1699 nucleotides. RefSeq names its product serine/threonine-protein kinase TNNI3K-like. Gene Ontology annotation, molecular function: ATP binding; protein binding; protein kinase activity. Gene Ontology annotation, biological process: protein phosphorylation. Lineage: Eukaryota; Metazoa; Chordata; Aves; Coraciiformes; Meropidae. The record is from RefSeq and is a predicted model, not a curated record.
ACAGCCGUGCCUCUCCCGCAGGACAGCGCGGAGCUGCUGAGGGCGCUGCUGCACGGCGGGGCAGACAUCCAGCAGGUGGGCUACGGGGCUCUCACCGCCCUGCACAUCGCCACCAUCGCCGGGCACCGCCAGGCUGUGGAUAUUCUCCUGCAGCAUGGAGCUUAUGUCAAUGUUCAGGAUGCAGUUUUCUUCACCCCACUGCAUAUUGCAGCCUAUUAUGGCCAUGAACAGGUGACCCACCUCUUGCUAAAGUUUGGAGCUGAUGUGAAUGCAAGUGGUGAAGUCGGAGACAGACCUCUGCAUCUGGCUUCUGCCAAAGGCUUUCUCAACAUCACAAAGCUCCUGAUGGAAGAGGGAAGCAAAGCUGAUGUGAACGCUCAGGACAACGAGGACCACGUCCCUCUGCACUUCUGCUCUCGAUUUGGACACCAUGAAAUUGUAAAGUUCCUGCUGCAGAGCAGCUUUGAGGUUCAGCCCCACGUGGUGAAUAUCUAUGGAGACACACCUUUGCACCUCGCGUGCUACAACGGGAAGUUUGAGGUUGUCAAGGAAAUCAUUCAGCUCUCAGGAACAGAAAGUCUCACUAAAGAAAACAUAUUCAGUGAAACAGCUUUCCACAGUGCUUGCACCUAUGGAAAGAACAUAGAACUUGUAAAAUAUCUUCUUGACCAGAAUGUUGUAAGCAUCAAUCAUCAGGGACGAGAUGGACACACAGGAUUACACUGUGCCUGCUACCAUGGCCAUAUUCGACUUGUGCAGUUUUUGCUGGAUAACGGGGCCGAUAUGAAUCUGGUCGCUUGUGAUCCCAGCAGGUCCAGUGGGGAAAAGGAUGAGCAGACCUGUUUGAUGUGGGCGUAUGAGAAAGGUCAUGAUGCCAUUGUGACGCUCCUGAAGCAUUAUAAGAGACCUCAGGAUGACUCACCCUGUAAUGAAUACUCACAGCCUGGAGGAGAUGGCUCCUAUGUGUCUGUUCCAUCCCCUCUAGGAAAGAUUAAAAGCAUGACUAAAGAAAAGGCGGAUGUCCUCCUCCUCCGGGCGGGUUUGCCGUCGCAUUUCCACCUGCAGCUCUCCGAGAUAGAGUUCCAUGAGAUCAUCGGCUCAGGGUCUUUUGGAAAAGUAUACAAGGGACGAUGCAGAAAUAAAAUUGUUGCAAUCAAACGCUAUCGGGCCAAUACCUACUGCUCCAAGUCUGAUGUGGACAUGUUCUGCCGCGAGGUUUCCAUUCUCUGCCGACUGAAUCACCCGUGUGUCAUCCAGUUUGUGGGAGCUUGCCUAGACGACCCCAGCCAGUUUGCCAUCGUCACUCAGUACAUUUCGGGAGGGUCGCUCUUCUCCCUGCUCCACGAACAGAAGAGAACUCUUGACCUGCAGUCAAAAUUAAUCAUUGCUGUGGACGUUGCCAAAGGCAUGGAGUACCUCCACAACCUCACACAGCCAAUCAUACACCGUGAUUUGAACAGCCACAAUAUUCUCCUAUAUGAGGAUGGUCAUGCAGUUGUUGCUGAUUUUGGAGAAUCUAGAUUUUUGCAAUCCCUGGAUGAAGACAACAUGACAAAACAGCCUGGGAACCUACGCUGGAUGGCCCCCGAGGUGUUCACCCAGUGUACACGGUACACCAUAAAAGCUGAUGUUUUCAGCUAUGCUUUGUGCCUCUGGGAGCUGUUAACAGGUGAAAUUCCAUUUGCUCACCUGAAACCAG